AUGCCAAAUUGCGCUUUUUACAAUUGCUUUCAUAGUAGACGGUAUAAAGAUGUAAGUUUAUUUCAAAUUCCUGUGCCUCGUUCUUCAGAUAGCGAGUUUACUUCGCAAAGAAAGCAAGAAGCGAGAAAGGGUUGGAUAGGCGCCAUAUUGCAUACAAUACAGCUGGAUGCCGAUUUAAAAAAGCAAAUAGAAAACAACAGUAUAUAUAUUUGCGAAAUUCAUUUUAAGGAUGAGUAUAUUGAACGUUUUGCUAAAAGAAAAUCCCUUGAAACAGGCUCAAUACCAACGGAAAACCUUCCAAAGAAAAGCUUAGAUAAUAUUGGUGCAAGUUCAAAUGCUGAUACAUCCAGGAAGGAACCUGCUGAAAGGCAUGUUACUGAACAAGUGGUUUAUUCUUCUCUUGCUAACCUUGAUAGCUACUUGAAAAAAGCUGGUGGGUAUCCUUAUUUUAGUGGUUGGGGAUGGCACAGGGUAUCAAACACAACUGUUAUAGAGUUUAAAGAAAGUGGAUUUUUAAUUGCAAAAUUCUCUGUACUUGUUGACAACAGUUUAAAAUACACUGUUCUUGUUUAUGGUUGGGCACUGCCAGAUGAUCAUUGCAUCUACACUUUGGAUGGGCGAUCCAUGCAGUACUGUAGCAUUAAGACACUUUGUGGCAAAAUCAUAUGA
Paramuricea clavata is the source of this 669-nucleotide messenger RNA. Lineage: Eukaryota; Metazoa; Cnidaria; Anthozoa; Malacalcyonacea; Plexauridae. The record is from the annotation of a GenBank genome assembly.